UGUACAUAAAACAUUACAUGGAACGCAGCCUUAUUUAUUAAAGUAUUGUCAACGUCAAAAUUUGUCAAAACCGAUUUAUUUUGAAAUAUAUAAUAUUGAUAACACAAUUAAAAAUGAAAAAUCGAUUCAAUUGAAAUGUCGAAAAUCGCGGAGAUACGGACGUUAUUCGAGGCGAAGAUCAAAGACGGUAUCCCAGAUCCGCCCGGGGAAUUCGAUGCUCGCGAUCUGGGUAGAGUUAGCAGUGAUAAAUAUUUGUACCGGGUGUUGGAACACUCCCGGAAUAAUGUCCAGCAGGCUGUUGAAAUGCUUUACGAGAUCAUGGUCUGGAGAAAAAAGAUGAACGCCAACGAAAUCAACGAGAACACCGUUAAUUUGGAUUACCUGAAAGAAGGUAUCUUCUUCCCGCAAGGCAGAGACAUCGAUAGCUGUUUGCUGUUCAUCAUGAAGUCGAAACUGUACCAUAAAGGACAGAAAAACGUAGACGAAGUCAAAAAAAUUAUCAUAUACUGGUUGGAGAGAAUCGAAAGAGAGGAAGACGGCAAGAAAAUUACUCUCUUCUUUGAUAUGGACGGCUGUGGUCUCAACAACAUGGAUAUAGAGAUUAUCAUGUACAUGGUUACGUUAUUAAAGAAUUAUUAUCCUAAUCUUAUUAAUUACAUCAUCAUAUUCCAACUGCCCUGGAUGCUGUCGGCCGGGUUUAAGAUUGUCAAGGGCAUCCUACCCGCCGAAGCCAUCGAGAGACUGAGAACAGUGAAUAAAGAUAAGCUGAAAGAGUUAGUGGCUCCGGAACAGGCAUUAGUCAGUUGGGGCGGCAAAAACGAGUAUGUAUUCAAUUUCUUUCCAGAAAAUAGGAUCAGUGUUGAUAACACCAGCAAAUCCUCGACCCUUGAUAGUCAACAUUCUUUGGGUGAAAUGUUGAGCUUGAACCCGGGUAAGUUAUUAAUAUUUAAGGUCGAAAAUGACAGGAUAUGUGCUCAAUUAACGAUAACAAACAUGGAUGACAGUGUUAUAUCAUUUAAAAUAAGAACAACUGCGCCAGAAAAGUAUGUCGUUAAACCAAGCUCAGGUAUUUUAACGAGCAAAGCAUCACAGACUAUUCAAAUACAAGUAAACUCGGGGUUCCAAAUCAACUCGGUGGAAAAGGACAGGUUUCUGGUGGUGUCGAUGCAGAUACCGAGUGCUGAUAUAUCGGCCAAAGAGAUCAGUGAAAUAUGGAAAACCAUUGGCUGCAAGGCCGACGAGUACAGACUGAAGUGUUCAACAGUCAAUAUGUUGAAGUCGGAGCCAAUACAGGAGAAACCAAGCCACGAGCAUGACUCUAUAAUGUAUAAAUUGAACAAUCUUCAGAACAAUCACAAGAUGCUGGUGAAGAACAUCAAAACCCUGAGGAUGUACCAGUAUGCGACCUUAUUCCUGACAUUUCUCAGCCUGAGCCUGUGUUAUGUAACAUACAACAAGGAUUGCCAGCUAUGAAUUAUCACAAUAUAUAAAUAUCUUAGAAACUACUUAUAUCAUUUUAUCUUCCUUUUACUUUUAUUUAUUAUGUUAUAAAUUUAAGUUUAAAUCUAAAAUUAUGUUAUUCCUAAUGAGUUAAUUUUACCAAAGCGGAGAUUAUAUAUAUAUAUAUAUAUUUUUUUGUUAUUAAUUAAAAAAUUUGUACCAAAAAGGUUUGUUCCAAAUAGCUUUACAACUUUGUACCUCUUAUCAUAAGUGAAAUAUAUUAUUUGUUUGGAAAA
Messenger RNA from Danaus plexippus (monarch butterfly), 1736 nucleotides. Its product is annotated as motile sperm domain-containing protein 2-like. The coding region runs from base 136 to 1473 and encodes 445 amino acids. NCBI's taxonomy places the organism in Eukaryota, Metazoa, Arthropoda, Insecta, Lepidoptera, Nymphalidae. The record is from RefSeq and is a predicted model, not a curated record. The transcript has a single exon.